Messenger RNA from Abrus precatorius (Indian licorice), 1815 nucleotides. Its product is annotated as protein IMPAIRED IN BABA-INDUCED STERILITY 1-like. Lineage: Eukaryota; Viridiplantae; Streptophyta; Magnoliopsida; Fabales; Fabaceae. The transcript is spliced from 8 exons. The coding region runs from base 1 to 1815 and encodes 604 amino acids. The record is from RefSeq and is a predicted model, not a curated record. Gene Ontology annotation, cellular component: cyclin-dependent protein kinase holoenzyme complex; nucleus. Gene Ontology annotation, biological process: positive regulation of transcription elongation by RNA polymerase II; protein phosphorylation. Gene Ontology annotation, molecular function: ATP binding; RNA polymerase II CTD heptapeptide repeat kinase activity; cyclin-dependent protein serine/threonine kinase activity.
AUGGGUUGCAUUAACUCGAAGAAUGUGGUUACCAGAGCUCGUUCUCCGUCGCCGGUGAAAGGUGACCUUGCCGUUUCUCUUACUGCUUCCUCCAAGGGGUUUGUGGGUUCUGAACAUAGAACAGGGACAGGGGAUGAUAGGAACAUUAAGUUGAAGAAGAAUGGUUCUAAAAAGAGUAAUGGGUCUUUAAGCUUCAGAAUUGGGGUGCCCCAUAGGUAUCUGGAGGCUGAACAGAAUGCUGCUGGUUGGCCUCCUUGGCUCACUGCUGCUGCUGCUGAAGCCGUUCAAGGAUGGGUCCCACUCAAAGCUGAUUCUUUUCAGAAGUUAGAAAAGAUUGGACAAGGUACAUACAGCAGUGUGUUCCGAGCACGUGAAGUUGAAACAGGGAAGAUAUUUGCAUUGAAGAAGGUGCGUUUUGACAAUUUCCAACCUGAGAGCAUCAGGUUCAUGGCAAGAGAAAUAACAAUCUUACGUAGGCUUGAUCAUCCAAACAUCAUGAAAUUGGAAGGGAUAAUCACUUCUCGCCUCUCAAAUAGCAUAUAUCUUGUGUUUGAAUACAUGGAGCAUGAUCUUGCUGGCCUAGUGUCACGUCCUGAUAUUGUGUUCUCUGAAUCACAGAUAAAAUGUUACAUGAGGCAGCUAUUAAGUGGACUUGAGCAUUGUCAUGUCCGUGGCAUUAUGCAUCGUGACAUCAAAGUAUCAAAUAUCUUACUGAACAAUGAAGGUAUUCUCAAGAUAGGAGAUUUUGGAUUAGCAAAUACAAUUAGCACAAAUAACAAGCAUCCUUUGACAAGUCGUGUUGUGACUCUGUGGUAUCGUCCUCCUGAGCUCUUGAUGGGAUCAACCAACUAUGGAGUAUCAGUGGAUCUGUGGAGUGUAGGGUGUGUAUUUGCAGAGCUUUUUCUUGGGAAGCCUGUCCUUAAGGGGAGAACUGAGGUUGAACAAUUACACAAAAUUUUUAAGCUGUGUGGUUCUCCACCUGAUGAGUUCUGGAAAAAGAGUAAACUUCCUCAUGCAACAAUGUUUAAGCCUCAAGCUAAUUAUGAAAGCUCUCUUCGAGAGAAGUGUAUAGAUUUUCCUGCUACUGCUGUAAAUCUACUUGAAACUAUACUGUCCAUUGACCCAAACAACCGAGGGACGGCCUCCUCUGCUCUAAUGUCCGAGUAUUUCAGCUCCAAGCCAUAUGCUUGUAAUCCAUCAACCCUGCCAAAGUAUCCUCCUAGCAAAGAAAUGGAUGUCAAAAAUAUGGAAGAUUCAGCCAGGAAAAAGACUGGAGGUAAAAUGAGAGAGGCUGCAACAUCAAGAAGGCAACAAAGAAGAGUAAGUAAAGUUUUGCAAGAGCCAAACAAUUUCGGCAAAUAUACUUCAAAAGAGAACAUUUCUCAAAAUGUUAGUAGAGAUGAUGUUAAAGCACAUCUUACAAAGGGCAAAGGAGGAGCUAUUCACAAAGAGCAAACAAAGCCUUCAUUGGAUGCUAUGUCAGAGGUUUCCCAAUUGGUGACUGUUGCUGAUGGUAAUGGCUAUAGUGUACCAAUACAAGUCAUCCCAGGAUCUAAUGAUGCCUUUACAUGGACCAAAAGGAGAAAACAAGAUGCAUCAUCCACACUAUCAGAUGGAUCAAAAAGCAAAAUUAGUGCACUGGAUCCAAACUUUGCAAGAGGCACAUAUGACUUAACCAAACAAAGGGUAACCAUGGACUUUGAUCCUGCAGAACUGAUAAUUACUCAGGGCAAAAGAGAAGAACAAGGUGCAUAUUGGAAUGAAAAUGGCAUGCGGCGUGCUGUUCGUAAAUCAAGAUUUGGAAGAGGUAAAUGA